This is a messenger RNA of Ichthyophthirius multifiliis, 918 nucleotides long. Its product is annotated as WD repeat protein. The record is from RefSeq and is a predicted model, not a curated record. The transcript has 3 exons. Gene Ontology annotation, molecular function: protein binding. Lineage: Eukaryota; Ciliophora; Oligohymenophorea; Hymenostomatida.
AUGUUUUGUUUAAAAUUCGAUUAAAAUGAUAAAUAUUUAGCAGUCGGUGCCUAAAAUGGUUAAGUCUAAAUUUAUAAUAUUGAAUAAAAAAAGCUUUUACAUUUAAUGAGAUUCCCUACAGUAAACCAAAACAUGCCCAUAACUUGUUUAAAAUGGCGUCCAAAUAUACAUAAUAAGACGAAAGAUAUAUUAGUAUCUGUAAAUGCAGACGGAAGCAUAAUUCAUUGGCAUGUCCCUUCAGGAAAGCCUUUACAUAGGAUGCAAGAGUAGAAUUAAAACAGUAUAAUGUGUUUAGAUUAUAAUGAAGACGGUUCCCAAUUUGCAACUGGAGGGAAAGAUUUUCAUAUAAGAAUAUAUGAUGAUGAUACUAAGAGUGUAAUUUAAGAUUUUGGGGCAGCAGAUUGGAACUAAACGGGCCAUUCAAAUAGAGUUUUUUCGUGUAAAUUUAUAAAUAAUAAUAUUUUAAUGAGUGGAGGAUGGGAUAGUAAUAUUAUUCUAUGGGAUUUAAGAUAAAAGAGGAAUAUAGGGAAUAUUUAUGGACCAAGUAUUAGUGGAGAUUCUUUGGAUUUUAAAAAUGAUGUGAUUCUUUCAGGGUCUUAUAAAAAUGAGCAUUAGAUUUAACUUUGGGAUUUUAAAACUUUAAAAUUAAUUAAAAAUAUCUAAUGGUAUGAAAAUAAUAGUUUGAAUUAUUAGGCUUAUGUUUAUUCGAGUGUGUUUAGUAAAAAUAAUAACGAUUGGAUAUUAGCGGGAAGUACUAGGGUUAAUGAAGUUAAAAUUUUUAGAAAUAAAAAUUAAUUCGAAUGUGUGGGAGGAAUCAAAGAUAUUAAGUCGUGUGUUUAUUCAGUUGAUUUUGCGAACUUUAGUAAUUAAUUUGCAUUUUGUACAGCAGAUGGAAGGGUUUAUAUAUAUAAUAUGUGA